Messenger RNA from Pyrus x bretschneideri (Chinese white pear), 830 nucleotides. RefSeq names its product MYB-like transcription factor EOBII. Gene Ontology annotation, cellular component: nucleus. Gene Ontology annotation, biological process: regulation of DNA-templated transcription. The record is from RefSeq and is a predicted model, not a curated record. NCBI's taxonomy places the organism in Eukaryota, Viridiplantae, Streptophyta, Magnoliopsida, Rosales, Rosaceae. The transcript has 3 exons. Gene Ontology annotation, molecular function: DNA-binding transcription factor activity; sequence-specific DNA binding. The coding region runs from base 98 to 685 and encodes 195 amino acids.
AUCUCUUAUUAUCUUGCCCAACUGACUCUCUCUCUCUCUCUCUCUCUCUCUCUCUCUCUCUCUCUCUCUCUCCAAAACGCACAAACAUAGAAACCAAAUGGAUAAAAAUCCAUGCAAUAGUUCAUCCCAGGAUGUUGAAGUGAGAAAAGGGCCAUGGACCAUGGAAGAAGAUCUGAUUCUCAUCAACUACAUUGCAAAUCAUGGUGAAGGUGUAUGGAACUCCCUAGCCAAAGCUGCUGGUCUCAAACGUACUGGGAAGAGCUGCCGACUCCGGUGGCUGAAUUAUCUGCGGCCUGAUGUUCGGAGAGGCAAUAUCACUCCUGAGGAACAACUUUUGAUUAUGGAACUGCAUGCAAAGUGGGGUAACAGGUGGUCGAAAAUCGCAAAACAUCUACCGGGAAGGACUGAUAACGAAAUCAAGAACUAUUGGAGGACUAGAAUUCAAAAGCACAUUAAGCAAGCUGAGAAUAUUACACCAGGACAAAGCUCUGAGGUCAAUGAUCAAGCAAGCACAAGUCAAGUGUCAAUCUCUAAAACUCUAGACACAAUGGAUAUUUCCCACUCCGCACCAACACACCAAGCAAAUAUGGAUGCUUAUCCUCCUCCUUUACCUGCUGAUCAAUCUAAUGAUAACUACUGGAGCAUGGAGGAUCUCUGGUCUAUGCAACUGCUAAAUGGAGAGUAAUUAAACAACCGAUUUCAUAUGAAAACUUACGUUUGUCCAUAUGAAAACUUAGUAUAUAAAUACAUAUAUGUAUGUGUGUUUUUCUUAAAUAUGUAAAUAUAUGGUCUUUAUAUAUACGUAAUUUUAAUUAGUUUGUAAUAGGAAA